AUGGCACACCAUCUGCACUGCUUGUGUCUCCUCACACUUUAUUGGACAAUGGGACAUGGCCUGGAGGGGAAGUUCAGCGGCCCCCUGAAGCCCAUGACCUUCUCCAUUUUCGAAGGCCAAGCACCGAGCCAGAUCAUAUUCCAGUUUAAGGCCAGUCCUCCUGCUAUGACUUUCAAACUCACCGGGGAGACAGAUGGAAUAUUUGAGAUACAACCCGAUGGGCUUCUGUACCACAACAGAGCUCUGGACAGGGAGGCGAGGGCUGUUCACAAGCUCCAGGUCUCAGCCUUGGAUGCUCACGGAAAUACAGUGGAGGGUCCGGUCCCCAUCAUAGUCGAAGUGAAGGACAUCAACGACAACCGACCCACGUUUCUCCAGUCCAAUUACAAAGGCUCGGUGCGGCAGAAUUCUCGCCCAGGAAAGCCUUUCAUGUAUGUCAAUGCUACGGACCUGGAUGACCCAAACACUCCCAACGGCCAGCUAUUUUACCAGAUCGUCAUGCAGCUUCCUAAGGUCAACGAGGUCAUGUUCUUUCAGAUAAACAACAAAACGGGGGAAAUAUCACUCACCCCUGCAGGAUCUAAGGAAUUGGACCCCAGUAAGAACGCUUUCUAUAACCUGGUGGUCUCAGUGAAGGACAUGGGAGGCCAGACUGAGAAUUCCUUCAGUGACAGCACAUCCGUGGACAUCACAGUGAAGGAGAACAUUUGGAAAAAACCCCAACCUGUGGAGAUUGUAGAAAACUCAACUGAUCCUCACCCCAUCAAAAUCACUCAGGUGCGGUGGAAUGAGCCAGGGGCUCACUAUUCCUUAGUCCCAAAGGAGAAGCUGCCGAUAUUCCCAUUUUCAAUUGACCAGGAGGGAGAUAUUUAUGUGACUCAGCCCCUGGACAGAGAAGAAAAGGAUUCAUACGUUUUCUUCGCGGUUGCCAAGGAUGAACUUGGAAAACCACUUGCAUUGCCACUGGACAUUCAUGUGAAAGUGAAAGACAUUAAUGACAACCCACCUACGUGUCCACCUACAAUGCCGGUAUUUGAGGUCCAGGAGAAUGAAAAUUUAGGGAACAGUAUUGGCACGCUGGCCGCCCACGACAUGGAUGAAGAGAACACUGUCAACAGUGUUCUCCAUUACAAAAUUGUGGAUCAGACCCCCAUGUUUCCCAAAGAUGGGCUCUUCCUCGUCCAGUCCUACUCGGGGGUGUUCCAGUUGGCCAUCCAGUCCUUGAAGAAGCAAGACGCACCUCAGUACCUCUUGACCGUGGAGGUGUCGGACAAAGACUUCCAGACCCACUGUCAAGUGCAAAUCAACGUGAUUGACAUCAACGAUCAGAUCCCCAUUUUUGAAAAAUCAGAUUACGGAAACCUGUCUCUCGCCGAAGACACAGCCGUUGGGUCCACCAUCUUGACCAUCCAGGCCAAGGAUGCGGAUGAGCCGUUCACGGGGAGCUCUAAAAUCCUGUAUCGGAUUACCCAGGGAGAUGACGAGGGGCGGCUGGGGAUUGACACCGACCCCCAAAACAACGCUGGAUACGUCAUAAUUAAAAAGCCUCUUGACUUUGAAACAACAGCCAUUCAUAACAUCGUGAUCCAAGCGGAAAACUCUGAGCCUCUGGUGCCCGGUGUGCAGUACAAUGCCAGUUCCUUCGCCACCUUCACCCUUAUUGUGACCGAUGUGAACGAAGCACCUCAGUUUCCCCAGCACAUAUUCCAGGCAAAAGCCAGCGAAGAUGUGGCCGUAGGCACCAAAGUGGGCAACGUGACUGCCAAGGAUCCGGAAGGUCUGGACAUAAGUUAUUCCCUGAGAGGCAACACGAGGGGCUGGCUCAGGAUUGACCCUGCCACUGGCGAUAUCUUCAGUGCGGCCCCGCUGGACAGGGAGGCUGAGAGUGUGUAUCGCGUACAAGUGGUGGCAACUGAAGUAGGCGGGUCCUCCCUGAGCACCACGGCGGGCUUCCACCUGGCCCUGACGGACGUGAACGACAACCCCCCGCGGCUGGCCAAGGAGUACACGGGCCUGUUCUCCUGCUACCCGCUCAGCGCGCCCGGGAGCUACAUCAUCGAGGCCACGGACGACGAUCUGCAGCCGUUCCGGGGCCCACAGUUCACAUUUGCCCUUGGCAGCCAGAGCUUACAGAACGACUGGGAGAUUUCCAAGGUCAACGGAACUCAUGCCAGACUCUCCACCAAGCACACCCGCUUCGAGGAGAGAGUUUACAACGUCCCAAUCCGCAUCCAUGAUGGGGGUCAGCCACCCUUGGAGAGGGCCGUCUCUUUACCAGUCACUUUCUGCACGUGUGCAGAAGGGAGGUGUUUCCAGCCGGUAGGCCAUCUGCCUGGGAUACCUACCGUGGGCUCGACGGUUGCCAUCCUCCUGACCACAUUAUUGGUCAUUGGUAUAAUUUUAACAGUUGUGUUUAUUCGAAUGAAGAAGAAUAAAGGCAAAGAUAAUGUUGAAAGUGCUCAGGCUUCUGAAGUCAAACCUCUGAGAAACUGA
Molecule: messenger RNA, 2493 nt
Organism: Pipistrellus nathusii (Nathusius's pipistrelle)
Lineage: Eukaryota; Metazoa; Chordata; Mammalia; Chiroptera; Vespertilionidae
Source: the annotation of a GenBank genome assembly